AGGGCGCGAGGGCAUCGGGUUGAGUCUGUGGGGUCUGUCACCAUGACCUCUGUUCUCGCGAGCAUCCUCUUUGUCGCCUGGCUCCGUGCGCUUCACUGCUACCCUGUAGAGCUUUCAUUGGACCUGAAGAUCAAUAAUGAAGAAAGCGGCUACACAGCAGGUGACGACACAAGUCUGGAGAAAGAGCAGAAGAACGCUUUAGACAACAGCAAAGUACGCGGUGAGGCGCCCGCAGUCUGGGAUCUGAUUGAGAAAGCCAACAGGAAUCUAGAACAGAUCCCCGGCGGCCCUCUGAUCAAGUACGGCGACAUCGCCGUGAGCGACGAGCUGGGGAACGCCGACCCCUGCACGUCCCGCGGUUGCCUGUGGCCCAAGUCCGAGUCCGGGGUCGUGACCGUUCCGUUCGUCAUCUCCAGAGACUUCUCGUCCAGAGAGCGGGGGCUCAUCGAGAGUGCCCUGGGAUCCAUCCAGACCUACACCUGCGUCCAGUUCACGCCUCGCAAAAACCAGCGAGACUACAUCUCCAUCGAGUCUCGCGCUGGGUGCUUCUCGUUCGUGGGCCGGCGAGGGGGCAGACAGGUGCUGUCCCUGCAGAGGGGGGGCUGCGUGUACGUGGGGACGGCGCAGCACGAGAUCAUCCACGCGCUGGGCUUCAACCACGAGCAGACGCGCAGCGACCGCGACGACCACGUCACCAUCCUGCUGGAGAACGUCGUCAGAGGUAUGGAGCACAAUUUCAGAAAGAUUAACACCAAUAACCUUGGGACUCCGUACGACUACAAUUCUGUCAUGCACUAUGGAAGGUAUGCCUUCUCCAGAAACAGAGAACCCACCAUCGUACCCAAACCCGAUCCAAAUGUGGCCAUUGGGCGCGCCACACAGAUGGACCGGUUGGAUGUUGAGAGGAUCAACAGGCUUUAUCAAUGCUCCCGAUACUACUGAUCCAAGAGGCAAGGACGCGAGCAUCAUCACAGUCAUGACACCUGAGAUCUCAAUGGAGGAUUUUUAAUGCAACGCAUAUAUUUCUCUAUUGCUACACUGACCAGCUCAAAGAAUGCUUUUUCUAUUCGUUCUGUAAACUGAUGUGAUGCAAGAUGCAUCAGUGUGCAUUUUCAUUGAGUACGCUUUUGAAUACCCUGUUUAUACUAUGAAUGAAAACCUGCAUCUAUUUUUUAAAUAGCUUUACUGUGUCUUAAAUUGAUCAAUGAACUGGAAAAGCUUGCUGAUUCAGGCAUCAGAUGGCAUCUGUGUGUAACUCUGUGCAUAAUCAAUAAACUGGUGCGUCUGAGUAA
Molecule: messenger RNA, 1292 nt
Organism: Lepisosteus oculatus (spotted gar)
Lineage: Eukaryota; Metazoa; Chordata; Actinopteri; Semionotiformes; Lepisosteidae
Product: hatching enzyme 1.2-like
Biological process (GO): proteolysis
Molecular function (GO): zinc ion binding; metalloendopeptidase activity
Source: RefSeq, a predicted model, not a curated record